AUGAUUCUGAUUUGCAAAGGAGAUGAUGAAAAAUUUUAAUUUUUAGACCAAGAAUAAGAUGGAUUGUAAAUAAUAGUUGAUUUAAACUCAAUUGAAUAGCAAUUAGAUGAAGGAUAACAUGAAUAUUUGUAAAAAAUAUUUGAGUAAGUUACUUAAUCGAAUGAAUUUAAAGAGAUUGAUUAAGGAGUAAAAAGCCAAAUAGAAUGGGCAAAUUCUCUAGUCUAAAAUUAUUAAAAUAAUAACAACAAUGAAUAGAAAUAAUCAGAGCUAUAUAAUUAGUUAAAUACAGAAUUAAUUAACUAAAGAUAUCCAGAGGUUCAUUAAACAAAUAAAUUGUUAGACGAUAAUAUUUAAAAAAUUAAAGCUAGAGUCUAAUUAUUGCAACUUACAGAAUAAAGAAAUAUUUUGAAAGUAAUCAAAUUUUUAUAAUAAGACCUAAAGCCUUGAAAAAAAUACACAAAAAAUAAUUAUGUGUAAAUAAAAUAAAUUCGAAAAGGAGACUUAGAAGGAAAGAUAUUCUCGGAUCUAAAGAGAAUUAAUUGAUAAAAGAAAACAAGAAAUAUAAAAGCAAAGAGAAUUACAUUAAUAAAUUCUUGAUCAAAGCAAAGGGAAAUAAGGAAGAAUGUAUCAAUUAAAUUUAUGUAUAGUGUUUAAUAGAGAAUUUUAUAAACAAGAGAAUUUAAAACAAGAAUAUAAUAAGAUUUCCAUAAAACUAUUAGGCAAGUAGAAGCAUAAAAUUAGAAAUCAUAUUAAAGAAUCAAAAAGAUGGAAUAAAUUUAAACAGAAAAAAUAUAAAAAUUUUUAUUAGAUAAAUAAGUUUUUGCCUAAAAAAACUAUUAAAAAAAAGUUGAGGAUGAAUUCCAAGCUACAAUGUCAAAACAAGAUGAAUUAGAGUAAUUAGAAAAAUUAGAACAAUAAUUACUUGAAAGAAUCAAAGUCACUUAACAAAUGUAUUAAGAAAGCUCCUUACGUUUAGAAACAAUAAAAUAAUAGUCAUAUCGUUUAAUUGGUUAAAAUUAAUUAUGA
This is a messenger RNA of Paramecium sonneborni, 1026 nucleotides long. NCBI's taxonomy places the organism in Eukaryota, Ciliophora, Oligohymenophorea, Peniculida, Parameciidae. The record is from the annotation of a GenBank genome assembly.